Messenger RNA from Etheostoma cragini (Arkansas darter), 2164 nucleotides. RefSeq names its product SAM domain, SH3 domain and nuclear localisation signals 1b (gene samsn1b). Lineage: Eukaryota; Metazoa; Chordata; Actinopteri; Perciformes; Percidae. The coding region runs from base 45 to 2087 and encodes 680 amino acids. The transcript is spliced from 15 exons. Gene Ontology annotation, molecular function: protein binding. The record is from RefSeq and is a predicted model, not a curated record.
CGUUGAGCUUUUGCAUCACAGGGGUGUGUUAGGGUUCGGUGUGUAUGUGGGUGUUUGAGCGGGAGCGUGGGGUGUGUGUGUGUGUGAGUGUGUGUGAGAGAGAAAGCGUGUUUACGCAUCUCAGAGGCCACAGUGUGCAGUUUGUCUUCCCUUGGCUGCAUUGUCUUUGGCACAGACCUGCAAACAUGAACCUGUUCUGCUUCACACUGGAGGGCUCCACAGAAAGUAUAUAUGAACCACCCAACAGUCAAACACUCUUCCAGGACGUCCAUCUCAGCCCUUCUCUCCACAGGUGUAAGACUGAAUGGGGCGGCUCAGAUCCAUCCAUCCAUUCUGACCGACCACCAAGUACAGUAAAAGUAAAGAAGAAUAACAGAAGGUCUUGUGUGCCAACAUCACCCUUGGACAAUGAAACAUUAGUAUUUCAUUCUCCCUGCUGCAUGUCAUCAAGAGACAAGAAGGGCUUAUCCCAACAAAUGAAAGAAGUGUGUAAAGGCCCCUGUCGGAGCAGCAUGUGGACAAGAGAUGACAGAGUGAAGGGGACACAGGCCCAUCUACCAGAUAAGGGCGGUGAAACUGCAGCUGACACAGCAGAAUCCACACACACCACGGGAAGAUUUAAGAAGUUACAGAACCUGGUGCAGACAAAGACUGGACAUCAGAGUGGAGGAGGGAGGAGGACGUCUGAGAAUAACGAUCAUAUGUCCGAUGUGUUGAGUAUUGGCCUGGGGAGGAGAACAGAGAAGAAGCCCUCUGAAACUGCCCCAUCACCACAGACGCAACACCAGGCCCAAGAUAUCCGUAAAGAUUCAGUAGAGGACGAAGUUUGGGGCCCGUGGCUUGGAAAUUAUCGGUGGAACCCAUUUGAGUGUCCGCAGCCCUGGACUCCCUUCUACCACACAUGUCACCAACCUGGACAUGAACUUUGGGUCUGUGGCGGCACCUGGUCGCUGCCCCGGACCACAGAAUGGGAUCGCUUUGAGAGUUUGAUACAGGAGCUGGACAGCAAACAGUCCGAUCUGUCUCCUAAACAAAUGAUGCACUCCAACACGGAUCUGCAGCUCUCACAGAACACGUUGACCAGAUUUGGGAGAUUUGAAGCCUGUACACAGCCCUCACCUUUGAUGAAACCACGGGACAUUGGAGGCGCUCUGCAGGAGCAGAGUUGCGAUCUUACCAAAUUGAGGCUGCAGAGGAGGGAAACCUUUUCACAUGGUGACAGGAAGCACGUCAAGGCCCCGCCUGAGAAAACGUUGACAGCCAUCACUACUGGAAACACACAGAACGAUGAAGCAGAGAAGAGGGAGGUUGGUGGAGGGCGACCCUUUAGUAAAGGACACAGGCGGUCCAGUAACUCUCUGGAAAGCCUCUACAGCCUCCACAGUGGACAAAGCUCCUCAAGUGGAGUCACCAGUGGGUCAGGCUGCUCCAGUAACAGAGACAGUCUCAGGCUGGAGGACGAUCUAUUGUCAAAAAGACAGUUCUGUGGCAGAGCUACAGUCCAUACCGACUUUGUGCCAAGUCCAUAUGACACAGAAUCCCUCAAACUCAUGGUGGGAGAUGUGAUUGACAUAAUCGCCAAGCCCCCCAUGGGAAUAUGGACAGGCAUGCUUAACGGCAGGGUGGGAAAUUUCAAGUUCAUUUAUGUGGAUGUGCUAACAGAGAAGAGUCCGGACACACACAAGGAGACACAAGCCCACAGAUUGAGACACAAAUCAACUGUCCAGGAAGUUUUAAAGCGCCUCAGUUUGGAGGAGCAUUUCUUGUCCUUACAGCUGAACGGUUACCAAACAGUAGAGGACUUGAUGAUGCUGAGGGAGCACCACCUGACGGAGCUGAAUGUGACUGAUCCAGAGCACAGGCAUCGUCUGCUUGGCGCUGUCCACUCCCUGCAGCAAAUGCGCUCUGAUCAUCAGUUGGAGAAUGAGGCCCAGACCCCCAGCGAGAACACAAAGGCAGGUAUGAACAACUGCCCAAGAGACUCCGGCUGCCACAUGCCAUCUGACAGCCCUGACAAUAGCGCAGAGGACACAGACCUUCACUUUCUCUCUGAAUACCCUCUGCCAGCUCAGACGACAGCUUCAUGAGAAUGUCUUUAUAAUCUGUUGUAUUAUUUAUGCUGCUGUUGAGAGGAUUUAUGAAUAAAAAAACUUUUAAACAUGUU